Messenger RNA from Pogona vitticeps (central bearded dragon), 1593 nucleotides. It is a transcript of the gene BGN, whose product is annotated as biglycan. Gene Ontology annotation, molecular function: protein binding. The record is from RefSeq and is a predicted model, not a curated record. Lineage: Eukaryota; Metazoa; Chordata; Lepidosauria; Squamata; Agamidae.
UUGGGCAAGAAAAGGGGGUGGUUGAAAACCUCCAUCCUUGUGGUUGAAUUUUUUUUCCUUUUCUUCCUUUUCUGACUUUUUUUUUUAACUCUUGGCAGGUGGCUGAUGUAAACCACAUGACGGUUCAGCCCCUGAAGUCUUUUUUUUCUGGAUUCUGUGUGUGUGUGUGUGUUUGGGUGUGUGGAGUGAGUGUACCUCAUUGAAACCAGCUUGCUUACAAGGCAAGUCAACCCUCUCCAUUCCCUCCAGUAGAGUACAGCCUCCUGCAGCCCUGUGAAGGGGCUUGACACACACAGCUCUCCGGUCUGCUGGCAGGCGGAAAAAAAAAAUCAGGAGUAGAGAAACAGGAAAAAAAGAAGAAGACGGGGAGGAGGAAAGGCGUUCUAAAGGCAGCAGAAGGCACAUCGUAACUUGGUUGGAGAAGAAAAGUCUGCCCAAGGGUGGGAUACUCAGGACCAAAUUCUGACCCAAAGCCUGGCAGCCGCCACUAUGGAAUACCUCCUUUUGCUGAUCCCCCUCCUGGGACUCGUGAGCAGUGAGAUGCCCUUCGUGCAGAGAGGCUUCUGGGACUUCUCCAUGGAUGAUCCCAAUGUCCAGGAAGAGGAAGAAGCUUCGGGGAUCUUCCCUACUUCAGGAGGGGCUGAAACUGACGUGAUUGUUCCCUUCUACCCAGGACUCUGUCCAUUUGGCUGCCACUGCAACCUGCGGGUGGUGCAGUGCUCUGACCUAGGUCUCAAGGAAGUGCCGAGAGAGGUCUCAUCAGACACCACACUCCUGGAUCUGCAGAACAACCAGAUUACUGAACUGCGCAAAGAUGACUUUAAGGGGCUCCAUCAUCUAUAUGCCCUGGUAUUGGUGAAUAAUAAGAUCUCCAAGAUCCACCCAAAGGCCUUCAGCCCCCUGCACAAGCUACAGAAACUCUACAUCUCCAAGAACAACCUGGUAGAAAUCCCUCCAAACCUCCCCAAGUCCCUGGUGGAACUCCGCAUCCAUGACAACAAAAUCAAGAAGAUCUCCAAGGAUGUCUUCAAUGGGCUGAACAACAUGAAUUGUAUUGAGAUGGGUGGGAACCCCUUGGAAAACAGUGGAUUUGAACCUGGGGCUUUUGAUGGCCUAAAGCUGAACUAUUUGAGGAUCUCAGAAGCAAAGCUGACUGGUAUACCCAAAGAUCUGCCUGAAACUCUAAAUGAGCUACAUCUGGACCACAACAAGAUCCAAGCUAUUGAAUUGGAGGAUCUGAUCCAUUACUCCAAAGUUUACAGACUGGGCCUGGGACACAACAACAUCCGGAUGAUCGAGAACGGCAGCCUGGCCUUCCUGCCAAUCCUGCGCGAAUUGCAUUUGGAUCACAACAAACUGUCACGGGUUCCUCCUGGACUACCUGAUCUCAAGUUUCUGCAGGUUGUGUACCUUCAUUCCAACAACAUUACUCAUAUCGGCGUGAAUGACUUCUGCCCAGUGGGCUUCGGGGUGAAGCGUGCCUCCUACCAUGGCAUCAGCCUCUUUGGUAACCCAGUGCCUUACUGGGAGGUCCAACCAGCUACCUUCCGCUGUGCCACCGACCGCCUGGCUAUCCAGUUUGGCAACUACAAA